Molecule: messenger RNA, 13863 nt
Organism: Linum tenue
Lineage: Eukaryota; Viridiplantae; Streptophyta; Magnoliopsida; Malpighiales; Linaceae
Source: the annotation of a GenBank genome assembly
CUUCUUCUCACUCCUGUCUCUUUCUCUGCCGACGUCGAGAAGUUUAUAGUUCAAGCGCAAAACCGAACGUGCCUUCUAUGCUCUGCACCGCUCUCGAGAACCACCGAUAAACCCUCCUCCCCAGCAAAUGAAAUUUCCACUGAACCUUCUUCUUCCUCUGUCGGAUUCUUCUUCUUCACUCAUCAACGAUACUCGGAGUUCACUGCCGCGAACUCGUUGAUCAAACAGUUCGCAGUUCCUGGUCAAGAUGCUGGAGGAUCAGGUCGCGUUCCUGCUCCAGAAGUUCCUGGGGAAUUACGUGAGAGGUCUCAGUAAAGAGGCUCUCAAGAUCAGUGUCUGGCGAGGUGAUGUGGAGCUAACUAAUAUGCAACUCAAGCCAGAGGCACUAAAUGCAUUGAAGUUGCCGGUGAAGGUCAAAGCAGGAUUUCUUGGAUCAGUGAAACUAAAGGUUCCAUGGAGCAGGCUUGGUCAAGAUCCAGUGCUGGUUAGUCUGGAUCGGAUCUUUUUGUUGGCUGAGCCUGCCACCCAAGUUGAGGGACAAAGUGAGGAUGCAGUUCAGGAAGCCAAGAAAAGUCGAGUACGGGAGAUUGAGAGGAAGCUUUUGGAGAAGUCACAGGAGGCGAAUCUGGAAAUGAACAAAUCCUGGUUGGGGUCAUUGAUCAAUACAAUAAUCGGGAACUUGAAGCUUUCAAUUUCAAACAUCCAUAUUAGAUACGAGGAUCCUGAGAGCAACCCUGGCCAUCCGUUUGCAGCCGGCAUAACCUUGGAGAAACUUUCAGCAGUGACAGUUAAUGAUAAUGGGACGGAGACGUUUGCCACUGGUGGUGCACUAGACCGCAUCCAAAAGUCUGUGGAACUUGGCGAGCUUGCUGUUUAUUUUGACUCGGAUAUAAUACCAUGGCAUGUUGAUAAGUCUUGGGAGGACUUGCUUCCUUUGGAGUGGGUUCAGAUUUUCAGGUUUGGAACAAAGGACGGAAAACCAGCAGAUCAAACUAGGAAAAAGCAUUCAUACAUUCUACAACCAGUAACUGGCAAUGGAAAGUACACCAAAUUGCAGAAGGACAAACGUGUUGAUAGUAGCAGUCCUCUGCAGAAAGCUGUUGUAAACUUGGACGAUGUGACACUCUGCUUAUCGAAGGAUGGAUACAGAGAUAUGUUAAAAUUAGCGGACAAUUUUGCUGCCUUCAAUCAACGGCUAAAAUAUGCUCAUUUUCGCCCACUUGUGUCUGUCAAAUCUGCUCCGAGGGCUUGGUGGAAGUACGCCUGCAAAGCUGUUUCUGACCAGAUUAAGAAGGCUAGUGGGAAAUUAUCAUGGGAGCAGGUAGUAAGAUAUGCAAGUUUGCGUAAGAGAUAUGUCUCUCUUUAUGCUUCUCUUCUGAAAUCCGAUGUCAGCCGGGCAAUAGUUGAUGAUAACAAAGAGAUUGUAGAUCUGGAUCGGGGACUUGAUAUUGAUCUCAUAGUGCAAUGGAGGAUGCUAGCUCACAAGUUUCUAGAGCAGUCUAUGGAAUUUGAUGCCCAUACACCAAAGCAAAAGGCUGGAACAUGGUGGUCUUUUGGAUGGGGCGGUCAGUCGUCCAAGGAUGAAGAUGAUCAAUUUCAUUUCACGGAUGAGGACUGGGAGCAAUUAAAUAAACUGAUAGGUUUCAAGGAGAGAGAGGAUGGACAGUCACCUGUAGCUAAGGAGAAUGCUGACCGCCUUGAUACUUCAUUGGAGGUUCACAUGAACCGUAAUGCUACUAAGCUUGUUGAUAGGGCUCAGGAGCUACUUGCUGAAUUAUCUUGUGAUGGCCUCAGCUGCACUAUCGACCUUUACCAAGAGACGAAAGUGUUCAACUUGAAGCUUGGAUCAUAUCAGUUAUCAUCUCCCGAUGGUCGCAUUGCCGAGAGUGCAACUUCUUUUGACUCUUUAGUUGGCAUCUUCCGCUACAAGCCUUUUGAUGUGAAGGUGGACUGGAGCAUGACUGUGAAGGCUUCUCCUUGUUACAUGACUUACCUGAAGGAUUCAAUUGAAGAGAUCAUACAUUUCUUUGAAAGCAAUGAUGCUGUCAGCCACACUGUUGCAUUAGAAACAGCUGCGGCAGUGCAGAUGACCAUUGAUGAAGUAAAGCGCACUGCACAGCAACAAGUGAACAGAGCAUUGAGGGAUCAUACAAGGUUUUUGUUGGACCUGGAUAUAGCUGCUCCAAAGAUAACCAUUCCCACGGAAUUCCGACCUGAUGGCAACAAUUCUACAAAGCUAUUGCUCGACUUGGGAAACUUAGUUAUCCGCUCGCAGGAUGAAUAUGCAAGGAACUACCCCAAGGAUCUUGAUAUGUAUUUGCAGUUUGAUUUGGUCUUGAGUGACGUUUCUGCCUUUUUGGUGGAUGGUGACUACCGUUGGGGCCAAAACACUACAGAUAUAUCUGCUGGGUCAGCUCCUUCUACAGCUGUUACUUGCUUGCCUGUUAUUGAUAAGUGUGGUGUUAGCUUAAGGCUACAACAGAUUCGCUUGGAGAAUCCAUCAUAUCCUUCACUUAGAGUUGCUCUGAGGAUGCCCUCUUUAGUGUUUCACUUUUCUCCGGCUCGUUACCAUAGAUUAAUGCAAGUAGGCAAGAUUUUUCAGCAAGAGAUUGAAAGUUCGGAUCAUGUUCACCCCUGGAAUCAAGCAGACUUUGAAGGCUGGUUGUCUCUUCUGAUCCGGAAGGGCAUGGGAAAUAGGGAAGCUGUGUGGCAGCGGCGGUACUUGUACUUGGUUGGACCAUUCUUAUAUAUUCUGGAAAGCCCUGGUUCAAAAUCUUAUAAGCAGUACCUCAGCUUGAGAGGGAAGCAGAUAUAUCAACUUGAAGCUGAGUUCGUUGGUGGUGUGGACCAUGUGUUGGCUAUUUGUGAUGCUGGGUAUCCUGUUCAUAAGCAGGUGGUCGAAAAUCUAAGUGCGAUUAUAAUGAGGUGCGAUUCAGAUGAUUCAUUGAGACACUGGCAAAGCUGCUUUCAAGGAGCAAUUUACCGAGCUUCGGUGUCUGCGCCUAUCACUACUCUUUCAGAAACUUCAUCUGAUUCAGGGGACUCUGAAGCUGAACCUAAUAAACAGCUCAGUGCAACUGAGGGAUUAAAGAUGGAGCAUAUAUAUUUGACUGGCAUUCUGGAUGAACUCAAGAUACGCUUUAAUUACAGUCUUCAACCUGAACGUAGUUUCUUGAAAAUCCUUAAAGCUGAAGAGAAUAGUCUAUUUGAAUUCCGAGCAUUAGGUGGCCAGGUGGAACUUUCACUCAGGGAUAAUGACCUGUUCUUAGGUACUCUUGUGAAGUCCAUGGAAAUUGAAGAUCUAGUUUGCCGCAACGGUGUCACUCGGCCUCGAUUUCUUGCCAGAUCAUUUGUCCAUAGUGCAGAUGGAUAUGCAUUUUCUGAGUCUAGUGACAAUCAGAGUCCUGACAAUUGUAAUUCAGCUCCUAGUGAAGGAGAAGACCGGUUUUAUGAAGUGGCAGAAAAUUUGGCUGACAAUGAUGACCUGGUGUCACCAAAUUCGGCUGGUUCUAAAAUUUCAUUGGUCAAGGCUCCUAGUUUUAGUCGUAUUGCUGGGUUACUCCCUGGCGGUGAGAACCUUGAGCCAACUCAUACCUUGGACAGUUUCGUGAAAGCUCAAAUAACAAUCUAUGAUAAGAACUCCUCCCUAUAUAAUAACAUUGAUACUGAGGUAAAAUUGACCCUGGCUACUUUGUCAUUUUUCUGCCGUCGGCCCACUGUCCUAGCUAUUAUGGAGUUUGUUAGCGCUAUCAACACUGACGAAGAAACUGAUGAAUCGGUUGGCAGUGCUUCAGCAGCAACCACAGAGAAUGAUAGGUCCACUGAGAAUCUGGUUGAUGAUGACAUUGUUGGAACCCAAGAACCUGUUGUUAAGGGUUUGCUAGGGAAGGGAAAAUCUCGUGUCAUAUUCAAUUUGGUAUUGAAUAUGGCUCGUGCUGAAAUCUUGUUGAUGAAUGAGAAUGAAACGAAGCUGGCUACUCUGUCACAAGAUAAUUUACUUACAAAUAUAAAGGUGAGUUUAUUAUCUAUCCCUACUUCAACAUUUAGUAUCUGUAAUCACAUUAUCAUUAUGACUGAUCUCCUGAUUUGGUCUUUUUGUGGAAAGAUCUUUCCAAGCUCCUUUAGCAUUGUUGCAGCCCUUGGAAAUUUAAGAAUAAGUGAUGACAGUCUUCCCAGUAGCCACUCAUAUUUUUGGAUAUGUGAUAUGAGGAAUCCAGGUGGCAGUUCAUUUGUUGAGUUGACGUUUACUUCAUUCAGUUUUGAUGAUGAAGAUUAUGAAGGUUAUGAGUACAGCCUUAUUGGGAAGCUUUCAGAAGUUCGCUUUAUUUACCUAAAUCGCUUUGUCCAGGAGAUUGCCAGUUACUUUAUGGGUCUUGUUCCUGAGAACUCAAACAGCAUAGUCAAAUUGAAAGAUCAGGUGACAAAUUCUGAGAAAUGGUUUAUGACGAGUGAAAUUGAAGGAUCGCCUGCUUUGAAGUUGGAUCUUUCUCUAAGGAGCCCAAUAAUAUUGAUGCCACGAAGAACUGAUAGUGCCGAUUACUUGAAGCUUGAUGUGGUUCACAUAACUGUAAAGAACACAUUCCAGUGGCUGCAUGGCAAUAAAAGUGACAUGAACGCUGUGCAUUUGGAAAUAUUGACUGUACAGGUUGAGGACAUCAAUUUGAAUGUUGGUACCGGCACUGAAUUGGGUGAAAGCAUAAUUCGCGAUGUGAAUGGUGUUUCAAUUGUAAUUUGGCGGUCACUACGGGACUUGCUACAUCACAUGCCAAGUAUAGAAGCCACUGUUAAGAUAGACAAACUAAAAGCGACUCUAUCGAACAAGGAGUACCUGAUCAUUUCUGAGUGUGCACUAUCCAACAUUUCUGAGACUCCUCAUACUGUGCCCCAAUUGAGAACUGAUUCUUCAGCAUCUACCGAUCGUGUGGUUGAACCUGUUGCAAAUGAACCAGCUGGUAAUGAACCCCAAAAUGCAAAUGAAGGAGCCUGGGUCUCAAUGAAAGUUGGUAUAAUGAUCAAUCUGGUUGAACUCUCCUUGCAUUCUGGAAGGUCCAGAGAUGCAGCUCUUUCAACUAUACAAGCUACUGGUGCAUGGCUUCUCUAUAAGUCCAAUAACCUUGGGGAAGGGUUUCUCUCAGCGACACUUAAAGGCUUCUCUGUGAUUGAUGAUCGGGAGGGGACAGAAGAAGAAUUUAGGUUGGCUAUAGGGAGACCCAAAAAGAUUGGAUAUGGAUAUACUCACACUUCACAAAAUCCUGGAAACAAGACUGUUGCUGAUCCUGUAAAAGAAAGGAAAAUUGAGCCAGUUCCUACAAUGCUCAUCCUUGAUGCGAAAUUUAGUCAGUCCACCACAUUUGUUUAUCUUUGUGUUCAAAGGCCGCAACUCCUUGUGGCAGUGGAUUUUCUUCUGGCUGUUGUUGAGUUCUUUGUUCCAGCGGUUGCCGGUACUCCUUCAAAUGAUGAUGCAAUUGAAGUAGAUGAUGCAGUUGUAGUAACUGAACCAGUUUACAAGCAACCUUCAGUUGAAAUCUCAUUUUCUCCUUUGAGACCAUUGAUUGUUGAUGGUGAAGCCUCUGAGCACUUCAUAUAUGACGGUGAAGGGGGAACCUUGCAUCUUAAAGAUAGACUUGGAGUGAACCUUUCUGUACCUAGCAAAGAGCCAAUUAUUUAUGUUGGUGAUGGGAAAAAGCUGCAGUUCAGGAAUGUUGUGAUCAAGAAUGGGCGAUAUUUGGAUUCUUGCAUUUUAUUGGGGUGCAAUAGCUGCUACUUUGCGUCAGAGGAUGAUCAUGUCUACCUUGAGGAGGCUGAUAGCACUCCCUCUGCAGACCUUCUGAUGAAUAGUCAUGAUGGUUCACCGUCUCAAGAUAAUUUGGCCGAGAGAGCCAUGGAGGUCAUUGUUGAUUUGCAGGCUAUUGGUCCUGAGCUGACUUUUUACAGUGCAUCGAGGAACUUGGGGGUGUCUUCGAUCCUUUCCAGCAAGCUGUUGCAUGCACAGUUGGAUGUAUUUUCCAGGAUUGUAAUGAAGGGUGAUACAGUUGACAUGACUGCAGAAGCACUUGGUCUGAUGGUGGAAAGCAAUUCAAUCAGGAUCUUGGAGCCCUUUGAUACAUUUAUUAAAUAUUCCAAAGCUUCUGGAAAAACAAACAUACAUGUAUCUGUUUCGGACAUAUUCAUGAAUUUUACUUUUAGUGUCUUGAAGUUGUUUCUAGCAGUUGAAGAUGACAUUUUGGCCUUCCUGAGGACAACUUCAAAAGAGAUGACAGUAUCAUGUUCUGAGUUUGACAAAGUUGGAAUGUUUCGAAAUUCCUGUAAUGAUCAAGUUUAUGUCUUCUGGCGACCCCGUGCUCCUCCUGGCUUUGCAGUGCUUGGUGACUACCUGACACCACUGUCAGUAACUUCAUACUCUGGAAUGAUUGUUAAUUCAUUUCUGCUGCCAGCGUCUUUCUUAACAACGGUUUCUCUUGCCAGGGACAAGCCACCUACUAAAGGAGUUCUUGCUGUAAAUACAAACCUAGUGAGAGUGAAGAGACCGUUAUCUUUUAAGUUGAUAUGGUCAUCAUCAACUUCAAGGGAAUUUGCUAAUCAACAUUUAACCAGUCCUAAAGUGUUGACACCUGGCGUUGUCAGCACGGAAGACAGUUGUUCAAUAUGGUUCCCUGAGGCGCCAAGAGGUUAUGUUGCACUGGGAUGCGUGGCCUCUGCAGAUAUAAUGCCGCCAUCUUUGUCUUCAGUGUUUUGCAUCUUAGCUUCUCUUGUGUCUCCCUGUUCAUUGAGGGAUUGUGUUGCCAUCAGCUCGACCAAUGGGCGAGAACCCAGCUUGGCCUUUUGGCGUGUGAAAAAUUCUUUCGGUACCUUUUUACCUGCUGAUCCUACAUCACUUGCCGUAACUGGUAGUGCAUAUGAACUGCGUUCUGAAAAAUAUGGAUAUUCAAAAGUCCUCCGAAAUGCAUUGAAAAAUUCAGAAGUGCAGGAUUCUCCUCCUGGUCGUGCCAACACAUUGAAUCCAGAACAAUCUAUUGCUGCAAACUCUGGUAGACGUUUCCAAGAAAUUUCUUCUUUUCAACCUCUUUGGUCGAAUCGAUCUGCAAAUUCAAGGAAGAAAGUAUCCAUAUGGCGUCCAGUGGUCCCGCAGGGGAUGGUAUAUUUUGGUGAUAUCGCAGUUAAUGGGUAUGAGCCUCCUAAUAGCUGCAUUGUCCUUCAUAACAUGGAAGAUGAGGAAAUUCUUAAAGCUCCACUCAACUACCACCUCGUUGGACAAAUUAAGAAACAGAGGGGUGUAGAUAAUAUAAAUUUUUGGAUGCCACAAGCUCCACCUGGCUUUGUUUCACUGGGUUGUAUUGCUUGUAAAGGCUCCCCGAAACAGAACGAUUUCAGUAAACUAAGAUGCUUGCGCAGUGACAUGGUUGUGGGGGAUCAGUUCUUGGAAGAUAGUUUGUGGGAUACAUCUGACAUCAGGUCAACAACAGAACCAUUCAGUGUAUGGGCUGUUGGGAACGAGUCAGGGACCUUUAUUGUACGCGAUGGCUUAAAAAAACCACCUCGAAGGUUUGCUCUAAAGCCGGCAGAUAAUCCACAAAGUGGUUCAGAUGAUACUGUGAUCGAUGCUGAAAUUGGAACCCUAUCUGCAGCCAUUUUUGAUGACUAUGGUGGCUUGAUGGUACCGUUGUGCAAUGUGUCAUUAAGUGGAGUGGUGAUUGGUUCACAUGGAAGGCCCGAGUACUCAAAUUCUACUGCCAGCUUUUCUUUGGCUGCCAGAUCAUAUAACGAUAAAUAUGAAGCAUGGGAACCGCUCAUUGAGGCAGUAGAUAUUUUUUUAAGGUACCAGUAUGACGGUAAUGCUUCAGGAGCAGCUUCUCAGUUGCGUUUGACCUCAACUAGGGAUCUUAAUGUCAACAUUUCAGUGUCUAACGCUAACAUGAUCAUUCAAGCUUAUGCAAGUUGGAGUAAUCUCAGUACUGUCCACGAAGAAUACAGCAAUAGAGAAUCAUAUUCUCCUGCCUACAAUUCUACCUCUGUUGUUGCUGUCCAUCAUAAACGGAAUUUUUUUAUAAUUCCACAAAACAAGCUCGGUAAGGACAUUUUCCUACGAACAGCAGAAAACAGGGGUCUGUCAAAUUCUAUAAGGAUGCCGUCUGGGGACAUGAAACCUGUGAAAGUUCCUGUAUCCAAGAACAUGUUGGACUCGCACUUGAAAGGGAAACGAUGCCUCAAAAUAAAGGCAAUGGUGACAGUUAUAAUAGCAGAUGCCCAGCUUCCAGGAUUGGAAGGCUUGACGUCUAAUCUAUACACUGUAGCUAUCCGUCUUCGUCGAAAUGGAGACAUUGCAGCUGAUUCAGAGCCUCAUAAACAAAGUCGACGUACUAGUGGAAGCAUCUCAGCUGAUGGCACUUCAGAGCUCGAAUCUGUAACUUGGAAUGAAAUAUUUUUUUUCAAAGUUGAUUCUCCGGAAAAUUACAUGCUGGAACUCCUUGUGACCAACAUUGGGAAAGGUGAUCCUGUUGGGUUCUUCUCUUCUCCUCUGAAACAAAUUACAAGAAGUAUCGAAGGAAGUUUCCGUAAAUAUGAUUAUUUAGAUUACCUGAGUUGGAUAGAGUUGUCUUCCGCGAAAUCAAUGACUACGGGUCAAGGUUAUGAACCUGGAAAGUCUUCUGGGAAAUUAAGAUGUGCUAUAUUCUCAUCGUCUUUGUCAGAAGUGGAUAGUAGAGACAACUUUCCUAUUCUUGGCCAAAAAUCUGGAAAUAUUCAAAUAAGUCCUAAUGAUGAAGGACCUUGGACUAGUGUGAGGCUAAACUAUGCUGCACCUGCUGCUUGUUGGCGUUUGGGCAACGAUGUUGUUGCCAGUGAAGUGAAUGUGAGGGAUGGCAAUAGAUAUGUGACUAUAAGGUCUCUGGUUUCUGUUCGGAACGACACCGACUUUCUGCUUGAUACUCGGCUGGUAUCCAAAAGUUCCUAUGAGAUGGUCAGGUCACAGGAGGCAAGUAGCUCUGAAGCUUUGGACAUUGGUAAUGAUGGAAUUCAGGUUGAGGAGUAUUUUGAAACUCAAACAUAUGACCCCACCAAUGGUUGGGUAAGCUGCUCCUCCUGCUCUGGCAAUGGUUGGGCAAGACCUGAGGUUGAGUUGCCUUCAGACUGGGAGUGGACUGAUGAUUGGCAUUUGGAUACAUCACCUGUCGAUAACGAUGAUGGUUGGGUAUACUCUCCAGAUAUAAAAAGUUUAAGAUGGCCUGAGUCAUUUGAUAAAUUGAACUCUACGAACCGUGCAAGGCAAAGGAGAUGGAUCAGGAAUCGAAGACAAGUUUCAAAAGAGUUGACGCCUGAAAUUUCUGUUGGAUUGUUGAGACCCGGCGAGACUCUACCAGUCCCAUUGCGAGGCUUGACACAGUCUGCAAUGUACAUCUUGCAGUUAAGACCUUCAAAUCCGGGUUUGCCGAGUGAAUAUUCCUGGAGUUCAGUGGUGGAUACAAGUACUCAAGUAAAAGAUUCAUGUGGGCCCAGAGCUUCGACUCAAUUAUGUUUAUCAUCCCUUGUGGAGUCUGAGGAACUUUUGUCGUGCACGCAGAUAACUGGUACUUCUUCAGGUAGUUCACCUAGUUAUUGGUUUUCAGUGAGCAUCCAGGCAACAGAAAUUGCAAAGGACAUUCGUUCCGACCCUAUCCAGGAUUGGAUGCUUGUGGUCAAAUCUCCAUUGUCUAUUAGCAACUAUCUUCCCCUUGCAACUGAGUACUCUGUUCUUGAUAGACAAGCAGAUGGUCAUUUUGUUGCAUGUGAAAGGGGAAUAUUUUCUCCUGGUAAAACAGUAAGGAUUCAUACAGCUGAUAUAAGAAAUCAUUUGUUCUUGUCUCUGCUUCCACAGAAAGGAUGGUUACCAAUAAAUGAAGCUAUUCUUAUAUCACAACCCCAGGGCGCACCCUCAAGGACAAUGACUUUAAGAAGUUCGAUUUCCGGAAGGGUUGUUCAACUAUUAAUUGAGCAAAAUUAUGAUCACGAGCGACCGCUGUUGGCUAAGACCAUUAGAGUGUAUGCUCCUUACUGGUUCUCAAUUUCCAGAUGUCCUGGGAUCACCUGUAGGCUUGUGGACCUGGCAGGUAAGAAGCAGAGCCGGAAGAUUACUCUUCCAUUCAAGUCCAGAAAGAGCAGUGAUACGGUUCUUGGGGAGAUAACUGAAGAUGAAAUAAAUGAAGGAUAUACAAUCGCUUCGGCUUUGAAUUUUAGUCUGAUGGGCCUCUCUGUUUCUAUCACCGAGUCUGGGGAGGAACCUCAAUUUGGCCCUGUCAAAGAUCUCUCUUCAUUGAGCAAUCUGGAUGGAUCAUUGGAUAUCUAUGCAAAUGAUGCCGAUGGUAACUGCAUGCAGCUUUUUGUUUCUGCGAAGCCGAGUCCCUACCAAUCUGUUCCAACAAAGGUGAUUUCUAUUCGCCCGUUCAUUACAUUUACGAACAGACUUGGUGAGGACAUCCUUAUUAGACUAAAUGCUCAUGAUGACCCAAAGGUUCUCCGGUCAUAUGAUUCAAGAGUCUCAUUUUUGCAUCGAAGAAUAGCUGGUAGUAAUAAACUACAGGUUCAGUUAGGAAAUACAGAGUGGUCUUAUCCAUUGGAAAUUGCAAAGGAGGACACAGUAUUUCUAGCUUUGAGAGAACCAAGUGGUGCUCGUAAGUUUUUGAGCAUGGAAGUUCGGGGCUUUGAGGAAGGAUCACGCUUUAUAGUCGUAUUUCGUCUGGGACCAACCAAUGGUCCUAUCAGGAUUGAGAACAGAACAUUUGGCAAGACAAUAAGCAUCCGCCAAUCUGGGUUUUCUGAGGAUGCUUGGAUUAAUGUGAAUCCCGUUUCAACAACAAGCUUUUCCUGGGACGAUCCCUAUGGGCAAAAAUGUCUUGAUGCCAGGGUUCUCAAUGAAAGCAGAAUGGAUGUUUGGAAACUUGAUUUAGAAAGCAGCGGAGUGCCAUCUGCAGUGGAUGAGGAGAGAGGAUUGCAGUUCCAGAUUGUUGAAAUAGGAGAUGUCAAGGUUGCUAGAUUUAUUGACUAUAAAGUUGGACCUUUAAUGGAAGGGAGCAAUGUCAUGGUGUUCCCUGGAAAUUGGGGCAUUUCCUAUGUGAGGAAUGAUGUGCAGAGUAACAGCAUCCCUGUUGAACUCAUAGUGGAGUUUGGAGUGGUUGGGAUUUCUGUUGUGGAUCUCAGGCCAAAAGAGUUAACAUACAUGUAUUUUGAGAGAGUAUUUAUAUCAUACUCAACUGGCUGUGAUGGUGGAGCAACAAGCAGGUUCAAGCUGAUACUUGGUUAUCUGCAAUUUGACAACCAGCUCCCGCUGACCUUGAUGCCAGUGCUUUUGGCUCCUGAUCAGUCUGCCAAUGUGCACCACCCGGUGUUUAAGAUGACAGUCAUGGUGUGCAAUCAGAAUACUGAUGGAAUCCUGGUCUACCCAUAUAUAUACAUUCGGGUGACUGAAAAAGUCUGGAGGCUUAAUAUUCACGAACCAAUCAUCUGGGCGUUAGUGGAUUUCUAUAGCAAUCUACAGCUGAACUCUUUGCCUCAAACCUCUGGUGCUGCACAAGUUGAUCCAGAGAUACGUCUGCAGUUAAUAGACGUUUCAGAAGUAAGAUUGAAGGUGUCCCUUGAGACUGCCCCUUCUCAGAGGCCACAUGGGGUUCUUGGCGUAUGGAGCCCAGUACUCUCUGCUGUUGGGAAUGCAUUCAAAAUUCAGGUACAUUUAAGGAGGGCGAUGCACAGAGACAGGUUCAUGCGGAAGAGUUCGAUUGCUCCAGCAAUAGGAAAGCGUAUCUGGAGAGACCUUAUCCAUAAUCCUUUGCAUCUGUUGUUUUCGGUAGAUGUACUUGGUAUGACGAGUUCAACGUUGGCUUCUCUCAGUAAAGGGUUUGCUGAGCUUUCAACUGAUGGACAGUUUAUGCAACUACGGUCCAAGCAGGUCCGUUCAAGGAGGAUAACUGGUGUGGGUGAUGGAAUAAUGCAAGGAACUGAAGCUUUAGCUCAAGGUGUUGCCUUUGGGGUAUCUGGAGUGGUGAGGAAGCCAGUCGAAAGUGCUAGGCAGAAUGGUGUGUUAGGGCUUGCUCAUGGACUUGGACGUGCUUUCUUAGGGUUUUUUGUUCAGCCAGUUAGUGGGGCACUAGACUUUUUCUCCUUGACCGUUGAUGGGAUUGGUGCAAGCUGUUCCAAAUGCUUGGAGGUGCUUAAUAACAAAACCAUCCACCAGAGAGUAAGAAAUCCUCGGGCUAUGCAUGCUGACUUUAUGCUGCGGGAGUACAAUGAGAAAGAAGCCGUCGGCCAGAUGGUACUUUACCUUGCAGAAGCUAGUCGCCAAUUUGGAUGCACUGAAAUAUUCAAAGAACCCUCUAAAUUUGCGUUGAGCGACUAUUAUGAGGAUCACUUCAUCGUUCCUUAUCAAAGGAUUGUUAUGGUGACCAAUAAACGAGUCAUGCUGCUUCAGUGUCCAUCUCUUGACAAGAUGGAUAAGAAAGCCUCCAAGAUCUUGUGGGACGUCCCAUGGGAAGACCUCAUGGCAUUGGAGUUGGCGAAAGCAGGCUACCAACAGCCUUCUCACUUACUACUCCACCUCAAGAAUUUCAGGAAACCUGAAUCUUUUGUCCGGGUCAUAAAGUGCAUUGUCGAGGAUGGAAAUGAGGAAAGGGAGCCUCAAGCUGUGAAGAUCUGUUCGGUGGUGCACAGAAUAUGGAAAGCAUACAAGUCUGACAUGAAGAACCUGGUUCUGAAGGUUCCUGCGAGCCAGAGGCAUGUUUAUUUUGCUUGGAGUGAAGGAAAUGGAAGAGAACCACGAAAUCCUAAUAAAUCGAUACUGAAGUCUAGGGAGCUGUACUCUGCAAGUUCUUCUUCUGAUGACUUGAGAUUUGUUAAGCACACUAUCAACUUUGUUAAGAUUUGGAGCAGUGAGCAAGAAACUAGAGGUCGAUGCAAAUUGUGCAGGAAGCAGGUGAUAGAAGAUAGUAGCAUAUGCAGCAUAUGGAGGCCCAGUUGUCCGGAUGGAUUCGUCUCUGUAGGAGACAUAGCUCACGUCGGAAUCCAUCCGCCAAACGUAGCUGCUGUUUAUCGCUAUGUGGACAGACAUUUCAAACCUCCAGUUGGAUAUGAUCUGGUUUGGAGGAACUGCGAGGACGACUACAAGACCCCAGUAUCGAUAUGGCACCCGAGGGCCCCAGAAGGAUUCUUGGCUCCCGGUUGCGUGGCGGUGCCCGGGUUUGAGGAGCCGGAAGCAAACACGGUGCAUUGUGUAGCAGAAUCGCUGGUUGAAGAGACGGAGUUUGAAGAGCAGAGGAUAUGGAUUGCUCCAGAUUCGUAUCCAUGGGCUUGUCACAUUUAUCAGGUGAAGAGUGAUGCGCUUCACUUCGUCGCUCUUCGGCAGCCCAAGGAAGAGUCUGAUUGGAGGGCCAUGAGGGUGUUGGACUCUGCUAACAACCAUCCUCCCAACAUUCACUCUUCAGCUGAAAACCAGCGACUUUGAAAUGGUGUACAUAUAUAUACUUGUGUUUUGUUUUCUUGGUGGUACUGUUGGUUAAGUGGAUCCCUGGGCUAAACAGCAGGGUGGAAAAUGGUGCAAAUUUGGAUUGCAGUUUUGGUUAUAUAGGGUUCUCUUUCCCAGCCACCAAUUUCAGGAGGCUAGCUUGAGGUUAGCAGUUGCCAAUAAUGGUGCCCGUGUUUAUGGGAGUGCCGAGUGGGUUUUUGUGGUUUAAGAAGUUUCUUAAACUAAGCUUGGUCUUAAGAUUUCUCUAGUGCUAUCUCGAAGAAAAAUUGUAAAAUUUUACAAUGCUAUAUAGUAUUGGUGCUAUAGGUUUUUGUCUUUAUGUACAACUUAAAAUUGUACAUUUACGAUAUGGUACAACUUCAUAUUGUACCUAUACUUUU